UUCACUUGCUUGCCAGUUAUUAUUUCGUGUUCAUAGUUCUUCAUACAGCCGGUCAAAAAGCAAUCUACCGGUAUAGGUCUAAAUGACAUCGUUUACGGCAGUCCUAUAAUCACAAAAAUAUAAACUAAAUGUGAUCUACAAAUUGCUGUGACUGAUUGAAUCAAGAGAGGUAAGUGAGGUACCACCGUAGGUGUUCAGCAGAUGGAUACAGCUGGAAGCUGGAACUUGAAAGACGGAACUAAGCAUGCACAUUAAGUACAAUAUCUACAACACCUGCAACACCUUCUGCUUCUUAACCGUGAAUUCCACGCGGUUUACGGUAAACAAUGGGUCGCAUACGACGGUAUUCACAAAAUCCUGACCUACGAUAAAACCGGUUCCUGACAGUGCGCUGAUUGCAAAUUUCUCAAUGAAUGUCGGCCAGGUGGAAAAAACGAGAGCUGGCUGGAAUUUGCGUCAUUCGUGCUACAUAAUAUAGGCGAUACAAGCGCCAUCAGGAAGUUAACAGGAAUAGAAGUCUUUGGUACGUAUUCUACGGGUGCUAUCAUAUCAACGUCAGCCCUUUAUGGGUGACCUGGAAUGGUCGCAUACCUGAUAUAGUGCGAUAAGUGAUAAUACAUAGUAUUCAACUUUGCGUAUACAGUGUACAGGCUUAAUGCAGAUUCGUAUUUCUUUCUUAUUCGUUUGACUUUUGAUGUUCACGGUCUGGUUGGGAAAGGGUCUAAUGCAGCAAGGGCUUAUGUAGUGUCUGUACAAGCUUUAGCAUCCGAUCCUGUGUUGUCCCUAUUAUCGGACAAAGCGUAUGAUACUAAAAUCGUUUGUAUUGUCCGACAAAAUAAAAGCGCCUUCUUAUGGCGGCAAAACCGUCCUUACUUUGUUGCCUUUAGCUUAAUUACGAUAUUGUCUGCCCCGAAUAUGGAUAUAGCGUUAAUCUCUUGAGUAUUGUAUUAGAGUUUUAAGUAGUAUUAAAUAGUACCUACUACGUUGUAUUUGUAUUUUGUUUUAGUUGCAGUUGGAUAAGCAAAUAUUUUUGCUGAGUUCUAGCCUACAGGCACGGUGCAUUUAAUUUACAACCCACAACUGAAACUUUUUCUUUCGUAGUUUACAUGGAGCGUAACUUGAAAUUUGUCUGUAGUUAACAAACGGGACUUUGAUUUGCUUUUUUGAUGUUGAUUUGUGAUAACUGUCAUGAUGCAUCAGAUCGUGUUUCAAGUGACUUCUGGCUGGAUUCCAUCUUCUGCCAAAUAGAAUAAUUGCUUUAUGAAAUAGCAUGGCACUGGGUGCGUAAGGUGGCAGCAUUAUACAGUACUAUUCUUAAUAUUCACAUACGCACAUCUGCUUAUCGCGCUUUCAAGUUGCAUGAUAAAGUUGCACUCCAUGUCAUUAUGUCGUUAGCAAGCUUAUUCCCUGUGUUUUGGAUCAUGAAUGCUUUUCUUCUGAUCGUGGGAGCAUUCCAGCUGGUUGUAGCAGACAGCCCCGACUGCGAUGCACUCGCCAAGAAUUAUACUGCGGCACUUGACAAGACCAGGUCUCAGUAUGGUAUGGUGCUUGCACUCUCUUGCCCUGGCACAAAACAAAGUCCGUUCCACGAGUUUUUAUGCGAGCCGGACAACGGCACCGAUGCAGUCCCUCUUGUUAAUGAUUUCUGUUUAGCGAUGCGUACAGCAGGACAGCUUGGAACGGAUUUUUCCCGAAAAUGCCCUAACCAUACAAUCGACGAACGUCGACUUGCAGCGCCGGCCACCCCGGACGCCUUUUUGGCUUUAGCUACUGUAUGCGAAACCGGUGACCCUGCCAAAUACAUACGAGCCAUCACACCUUGCUUGCGAAAAAGAGAGCAAGUGGAGAGGAGAUUACUAUGGAGCGAGAAUCCGGGCGAGGAAUGGGGUUCCGAUAUGCUUUCCGUCACGACAGGAUGCUCCUGUUUUAAUAUGUUUAUGAUCAACAGGCCUUUCCUGUGCCGGUUUAUGCAGGGCGCGUUAGCCUAUGCUAACGGCAACUUGGGCCCGGGCAACACCGUUCUGGCGACAUGUGGACAAGAGGCCCUGGACGUCUUCCUGGAACUGCGCGAGAAAGCGCUGCUGGCACUUAAUUGCUCUGAGUUUGGGAAUUACGUCAAAACAUUCAAGUAUAUGAAUGUGAAGUAUGAGAACGGCACAAUGACUGAUUAGACGAAUGGUUCUAUUUACUGUGGCGCAGGCUUUUGCAUAAACCAUUUCGUUUGUCUGUGUUUUCUACGUGACGUCAAAAGUGCUUAGAACUUAGAAGUACUGAUUUUGGACGGAAAGGUUUAUAAUUCUGGAUAAAGUACUUCUUAUAAAAAAACAGUCUGUGUACCCGCCACAUAACGCAAAUUUCGCAACGAAUUUUGGUCUGUUUCUUUUAGAUUUAUUUUUGACAUGAAAGCUUCGUACAAGACCUUUUGUGACAAGAACGGUAAAAAAUUAUUG
Messenger RNA from Paramacrobiotus metropolitanus, 2450 nucleotides. RefSeq lists its product as uncharacterized. Lineage: Eukaryota; Metazoa; Tardigrada; Eutardigrada; Parachela; Macrobiotidae. The transcript is spliced from 4 exons. The coding region runs from base 1386 to 2171 and encodes 261 amino acids. The record is from RefSeq and is a predicted model, not a curated record.